This is a messenger RNA of Pyrus x bretschneideri (Chinese white pear), 930 nucleotides long. Its product is annotated as metalloendoproteinase 2-MMP-like. NCBI's taxonomy places the organism in Eukaryota, Viridiplantae, Streptophyta, Magnoliopsida, Rosales, Rosaceae. The record is from RefSeq and is a predicted model, not a curated record. The transcript has a single exon. Gene Ontology annotation, cellular component: extracellular matrix. Gene Ontology annotation, biological process: collagen catabolic process; extracellular matrix organization; proteolysis. Bases 1 to 930 code for a protein of 309 amino acids. Gene Ontology annotation, molecular function: metalloendopeptidase activity; zinc ion binding.
AUGGCCUCAAAAGCCCUCUCUCUCAUCCUUUUCUCUCUUCUCUCUUCUGCAACUUCAUCAACAUCUCCGUUUGAGUUCUUAGAGCAUCUGAAGGGGGGUCACAAGGGUGACCACAUUGAAGGCAUCCAUGACCUCAAGCUAUACCUCGAAAAAUUCGGCUACUUAAGCUAUGCCCAUGCCAAGAACAACCCUCAUGCCAAUGACGAUGAUUUUGACAACCUACUCGAGUUAGCCGUCAAGACAUACCAGCUCAAUUACCACCUCAACACCACCGGAACAUUGGAUGGCGAAACGGUGUCAAAGAUGAUGAUGCCUCGUUGUGGUGUGGCGGAUAUCAUCAAUGGCACCAGCUCAAUGCGAUCAGGGAAGAAAAAGCACCAUCACCAUGACCCCGACCAUGACCACCACAACCACGGUUCCAGUGUGCAUGCAGUCUCUCACUAUUCUUUCUUCAAGGGAAGGCUAAGAUGGCCAACUUCUAAGCAUCAUCUCACAUAUGGAUUUCUUCCAAACACCCCGACGGAAGCCAUGGGACCGGUUUCACAUGCGUUUCGAACAUGGGCGUCAAACACGCACUUCAGAUUUAGUCGUUCCAGAAACUACAAAAGGGCGGACAUCAAGAUUAGUUUCGAAUACAGCGAUCAUGGAGAUGGGAGCCCAUUUGAUGGGGAAGGUGGGGUUUUGGCCCAUGCUUAUGCUCCAACGAAUGGAAGAUUCCACUACGACGCCGACGAGCCAUGGUCUGUGGGUGCUUUGGAAGGUUAUUACGACUUGGAGACGGUGGCUUUGCAUGAGAUCGGACACCUUCUUGGACUAGGGCAUAGCUCAGUUGAGGGAGCCAUCAUGUACCCUUACAUAUCUUCUGGAGCCACCAAGCUGACUUUGCAUGACGACGACAUUCAAGGGAUUAAAGUUCUAUACAAGUCUUGA